Messenger RNA from Myripristis murdjan (pinecone soldierfish), 9230 nucleotides. It is a transcript of the gene crebbpb, whose product is annotated as CREB binding lysine acetyltransferase b. The record is from RefSeq and is a predicted model, not a curated record. Gene Ontology annotation, cellular component: transcription regulator complex; nucleus; histone acetyltransferase complex. The coding region runs from base 754 to 8181 and encodes 2475 amino acids. Gene Ontology annotation, biological process: positive regulation of transcription by RNA polymerase II. Gene Ontology annotation, molecular function: chromatin DNA binding; zinc ion binding; transcription coactivator activity. NCBI's taxonomy places the organism in Eukaryota, Metazoa, Chordata, Actinopteri, Holocentriformes, Holocentridae. The transcript is spliced from 31 exons.
ACAGCCGCCAUCUUGACGCGGCUCGGAAUCGGGAUUUCGGGGGGAGCAUUAUUUUUAAAAACCGAUUCGACCAGCCCAGACCGGACUCAAACGGCUUUUUCAUGCAGAAAAUCGAAGUAUUUAUUCCUUAGGAGAGAAUUAUUGCAAACGCUUGAGGAUUAGGUAGGUUUUUGUCGUCUCGAAAGCCCCCUGUAUAUUUGAUUUCCCUUUUAGAGAGCGCCGCUUCUCGCCGUAUCUCCGCUCCGAGCCGAUAUAUUUACCGGGAGACAGCGACGAGAAAAAUUAUCCGCUUCAUAGAAAAUAUUUGUUGAUUUUUGCUCUUUUUAUUUAAGCCAAAACUAGAUUUUAUGGCCGCUCGUUUCGACUACGAAAAAAAUGAUUAUGUACAGACGUGAAAUCGGCGAUCUACGGCGGAAGGGAUAUGUUUACGCUUUGUGUAAUAUUUUAUGAUUGAUUUUUAUUUAUUUUUCUCGAAUCGAAAUAAUUUUUGGACGUAAUUAUUCAGUAUAAUUAUGUGGGUGUUGGGUGUUGGAUUAUCAUGGGGUGAUCGUCGGUGGCGAUGCGUGGCGCUGUUGCCUUUCUUUUGAAGCUUUUCUCUCCAGGCAGCAUUUCGCUAGUCUGCCAAGCUAAACCGGUUAAAUUGCCCCUUUGCGUAGAGAAACGCUAUCAGCUAAUACGUGCCAGAAGCUGACAAGUUGGACGGAUCCUGUUUUGUUUUUCUGCAUCACCAUCCACUCAUAGUUGCCGACCACAAUGGCUGAUAAUCUGUUGGAUGUCGGACCCCCCAAUGCAAAGCGACCGAAGCUCAAUUCACCUGCUCUCUCCGCGUCAGAUGGUCCAGAUCUUGUGUCUCUGUUUGACCUGGAAAAGGACCUUCCAGAUGAGCUGAUCUCAAAUGGAGACUUGGGCCUAAUGGGAAUGUCCUCCGGUGGAGGUCCUGGAGGAGGAGGAGGGGGCGGACCGAGCCUAAACUCCAUGGUUCCUGAUGCAGCUGCCAAGCACAAGCAGCUGUCUGAGCUCCUGCGACCAGGCAGCUCCUCCAUAUUAGGAGGUGGCCUCAACUCUGCCAGCCCCCAGCAUGGGGGCAUGGUUGGAAGCCAGCUGGGUGCCGUGCUUGGCAAAAGCCCCCUGGGGCAGGGCUCACCCAACCACCCGUCUCCCCAGGCCCAGAAAGGAGGUGCUGCUACUGGACAAGGCAAUGGCAGCACGGGCAUGGGCUUCAAUCAGGCAAUGCUGAACAGUGGGCAAAGCCAUGGGGUCAUGGGCCAGCCAGGACAGGUGAUGAAUGGGGCUCUGGGUCCGGCAGGUCGGGGAAGACCUGGGCCUGGCAUGCAGUACCAGGGACAGGCCAUGCAAGGAGCGCAGGUGGGCACUGGACCUGGUGUUGCAGGAAGUGUGCUGGCAGAGACACUCACACAAGGAGGGCCGCAGAUGGGAGCACACAAUGCCAUGAACGCUCAGCAGGCUGGAAACAUGAAUAAGAUGGGGAUGUCUGGAGCUCCAUUUGGCCAGCAGUAUGGUCAGGCUGGGGUGCAGCAGAUGGGGGCAGCGGGGGUCAACACCCAACAGCUCCAGAACAAGACAGCGCUUCCCAACAGUCUGCCCCAAUUCCCCGCAGAGCUGAAGGGAGCUGGGAGUGUGCCAAACCUGUCCCAGAUGCAGCAGCAAGUAGCAUCGGUAGGCAUGGUCCCGGGUGCUGGUGGUGUUUCGACGGGCCCCACAGCCGACCCUGAGAAACGCAAGCUCAUCCAGCAGCAGCUGGUCCUGCUGCUCCACGCACACAAGUGCCAGCGGCGGGAGCAGGCCAACGGGGAGGUGAGGGCCUGUGCUCUGCCCCACUGCCGCACCAUGAAGAACGUCCUCAACCACAUGACCCACUGCCAGGCCGGCAAGUCCUGCCAGGUGGCUCACUGUGCAUCAUCCAGACAGAUAAUCUCCCACUGGAAGAACUGUACGCGGCACGACUGUCCCGUCUGUCUGCCUCUGAAGAAUGCCAGUGACAAGAGGAACCAGCACCCUAUGCUGAAUCCCCCUGGGCCUGGCCUGCAGAACGCCAUCAGCACAGUCGGGCCAGGCCAGUCCACCGCCCCAGCCAUCAACAGCGCUGCCACACACAUCGACCCAAGCUCCAUGCAGAGGGCCUAUGCUGCCCUGGGCCUGCCCUACGGGAAUCAGUCCCCUGCCCAGGGCCAGAACCAGGGCCAGGGUCCCACCCAGCAGAACACCCAGGGCCCCCAGCACCAGCAGCUGCGUAAUAUCAACCCGCUAGGCACAAAUCAAAUGAACCAGAUGGCAGGAGGUAUGGGUGUCCCAUCUUCAGACCAGGCUGGCAUGCACUCGGACUCCUCUCUACCUUCCACACUCAACAAUCAGCUGAUGCCAGAUGGGUCAGUGGCGGGAGGCAUGGGAAACCUGCCCACUGCCACCCCUCUCUCUGCCACAGGAGUAAGGAAGGCCUGGCACGAGCACGUCACUCAGGACCUGCGCACCCACCUGGUGCACAAACUAGUACAAGCCAUAUUCCCCACCCCAGACCCUGCAGCACUGAAGGACCGGAGAAUGGAGAACCUUGUGGCGUAUGCACGUAAAGUUGAGGGUGACAUGUAUGAGUCAGCUAACAGCAGGGAUGAGUACUACCACUUCCUUGCAGAAAAGAUCUAUAAGAUCCAGAAGGAACUGGAAGAGAAGAGACGCUCGCGGCUUCAGAAACAGCCUGGCAUGGUGGGCGCAGCGGGGCCUCAGCAGCCUGGUAUGGCCCAGCCCAACGCCAUGGGCCCAGGACAGGCUGUCCGACCUCCCAAUGGCCCUGUGCCUAUGCCCAAUGUGCCAAAUCAGAUCAUGAACCGUAUGCAGGUGUCUCAAGGAAUCAAUCAGUUUAACCCCAUGGCAAUGCAGAACGUGCAGAUGUCUCAGGCGCCCAUGGGAGCGCGUGCUGCCUCCCCCAUGAACCACCCACAGCAGAUGAACAUGAGCUCCGUCCCAGCAAUGGGCAUGUCCCCGUCAAGGAUGCCUCAGGCUCAAGGCAUGAUGGGUAGUCAUGCUAAUAACAUGGUGGCCCAGCCAGCCAACCAGGGCCAGUUCCUGCCACAGGGCCAGUUCCCUGCACCAGCAGGUGGAGCAAUGAAUGUGAAUGUAGGCCUGGGCCAGACCACAGCACAAGCUGCUGUCACACAGCAGCAGCAGCAGAACUCUAACCUCCCCCUGAAUGCACUGGGCUCCCUUGGCCCCCAGCUGCCCUGUGGGCCAGUAGCCCAGCCCACGCUCCGCGCCACCCCUCCACCCAACGCCUCCGCGAGUCUGCAGCCUCAGCAGCAGCUCCAGCAGCACCAUGCUCCCCCACAGGCCCAGGCUCCACCCCAGCCCUCCACUCCCGUCUCCACAGGCGGGCCCUCCACCACCCCAACCCAUGUACCCAGUGGCCUGCCCGGCCCUCCCUCAGCCCUAGGUACACCACCCGCCCCCACCCAGCCCCUCACGCCCCUGCAGCCCCAGCCUGACCCCCCAGGCCAGAUACAGCAGCCCAACUCAGUGCAGGCACAGCAUCCCAGCACACCGAUGUCCCAGGCAGCCGCUAGCAUAGACAACCGAGUCCCGACCCCAGGGUCUGUGGCCGAGGUCAGCUCCCAGCAGGCCCUGCCCGACAUGAAUGGCUCUGAGGCCAAACCUGAUCUGAAAGACGAGGAGGAGGACAGCAGCUCUGCAAAAAAGCAGACAGACUUAAAAAUGGAGCAGGACGAGGAAACCAAAUCCCCAAUGGUGAAGAAGGAAGAGCCAGACGGGGCAGAGCCAAAGCAAGAACCAAUGGAGACUGAGGAGAAGAAGCCGGAGAUGAAGGCAGAACCCAAAGAAGAGGAGGAGAGCGGGGCCGGGAGCACAGCGACCACUUCACCUGCGCAGAACCGCAAAAAAAUCUUCAAGCCAGAGGAGUUGAGACAGGCCCUGAUGCCAACUCUUGAGGCCCUCUACAAACAAGACCCAGAGUCACUGCCCUUCAGACAACCUGUAGACCCCAUGCUACUGGGCAUCCCUGACUACUUUGAUAUUGUGAAGAAUCCAAUUGAUCUAUCCACCAUCAAACGCAAGUUGGACACUGGGCAGUACCAGGAGCCUUGGCAGUAUGUGGAUGACGUGUGGCUCAUGUUCAACAAUGCCUGGUUGUACAACCGCAAGACGUCCCGUGUCUACAAGUACUGCACCAAAUUGGCAGAGGUGUUCGAGGCUGAGAUUGAUCCUGUCAUGCAGGGCCUGGGCUACUGCUGUGGCAGGAAGUAUGAGUUCUCACCCCAGACGCUGUGUUGCUAUGGCAAACAGUUGUGCACCAUCUCCAGGGACGGCACAUACUACAGCUACCAGAACAGUUCACCCAAAUAUGGCCUUAUUGCCGACAGGUAUCACUUCUGUGAGAAGUGCUUCAAUGAGAUCCAGGGCAACAGUGUGACCCUGGGGGACGACCCGGCACAGCCACAGACCAUGAUAUCAAAAGAGCAGUUUGAAAAGAAGAAAAAUGACAUGUUGGACCCUGAACCGUUUGUUGAAUGUAAAGAUUGUGGACGGAAGAUGCAUCAGAUCUGUGUGCUGCACUACGAUGUCAUUUGGCCGUCAGGCUUUAUCUGUGACAACUGUCUGAAGAAGUCUGGUAAAACAAGAAAGGAGAACAAGUUUUCAGCCAGAAGGUUACAGUCUACAAGGUUGGGAACGUAUAUUGAGGACCGAGUGAACAAGUACUUGAAAAGGCAGAACCACCCAGAAGCUGGUGAGGUGUUUGUGCGGGUGGUGGCCAGCUCUGACAAAACUGUGGAGGUCAAGCCUGGCAUGAAGUCUAGGUUUGUGGAUUCAGGUGAGAUGGUGGAGAGCUUCCCUUAUAGAACCAAAGCACUUUUUGCAUUUGAGGAGAUAGACGGAGUGGACGUUUGUUUCUUUGGCAUGCAUGUCCAGGAGUACGGCUCAGAGUGCCCCUUCCCAAACACCAGACGGGUUUACAUAUCAUACCUCGACAGUAUUCACUUCUUCAGACCCCGUAUGCUAAGGACUGCAGUCUACCAUGAGAUCUUAAUAGGCUACCUGGAGUAUGUCAAGAAAUUGGGGUAUGUGAUGGGUCACAUCUGGGCCUGCCCUCCCAGUGAAGGAGAUGACUACAUUUUCCACUGCCAUCCUCCUGACCAAAAGAUCCCCAAGCCCAAGAGGCUCCAAGAGUGGUACAGGAAGAUGCUGGACAAAGCCUUUGCUGAGAGGAUCAUACAUGAUUACAAGGACAUUUUCAAGCAAGCAACAGAGGAUAGGCUGACCAGUGCCUACGAGCUGCCGUACUUUGAGGGCGACUUUUGGCCCAACGUGCUGGAGGAGAGCAUCAAGGAGCUGGAGCAGGAGGAGGAGGAGAGGAAAAAAGAGGAGAAUACAGCCUCCUGCGAGACCCCAGAGGGAGCCCACGCUGACAGCAAGAACGCCAAGAAGAAGAACAACAAGAAGACCAACAAAAACAAGAGCAGCAUCAGCCGAGCCAAUAAGAAGAAGCCUGGGAUGCCGAAUGUAGCCAAUGAUCUGUCCCAGAAGCUCUAUGCCACGAUGGAGAAGCAUAAGGAGGUGUUUUUUGUUAUACACCUCCAUGCCGGGCCAGUAAUUAACACCCUGCCACCCAUCAUGGACCCCGACCCUCUGCUGACAUGUGACCUGAUGGAUGGCCGAGACGCCUUUCUGACUUUGGCCAGGGACAAACAUUGGGAGUUCAGCUCUCUAAGGAGAUGUAAGUGGAGCACCAUGUGCAUGUUGGUGGAGCUGCACAACCAGGGCCAGGACCGCUUCGUCUACACCUGCAAUGAGUGCAAGCACCAUGUGGAAACACGCUGGCACUGUACUGUCUGUGAGGACUUUGACCUAUGCAUCAACUGCUAUAACACUAAGGGCCAUGAGCACCAGAUGGUGAAGUGGGGCCUGGGUUUGGACGACGACAACAACAGUCAGAGUGCAGAGGCCUCCAAGAGUCCUCAGGAGAGCCGACGUCUCAGUAUCCAGCGCUGCAUCCAGUCCUUGGUCCAUGCUUGCCAGUGCCGCAACGCCAACUGCUCCCUGCCAUCGUGCCAGAAGAUGAAGAGGGUGGUACAGCACACCAAGGGCUGCAAGCGCAAGACCAAUGGUGGCUGCCCUGUGUGCAAGCAGCUCAUUGCAUUAUGUUGCUAUCAUGCCAAGCACUGUCAGGAGAACAAGUGUCCUGUUCCUUUCUGUCUGAACAUCAAGCACAAACUCCGCCAACAGCAGCUGCAACACAGGCUCCAGCAAGCUCAAAUGAUGCGGCGCAGAAUGGCCACCAUGGCAGGAAGGGGUAUGCCCCUGCCAUCUCCACCUACCUCAGCUGCCCCCGGCACCCCAAACUCAGGGCAGCAGCCUAACACACCCCAAACCCCCCAGCCCAUGCCGAAUCAGCCCCAGCAGCAGCAGCCUCCAAACCCUGCCACCAUUGCCCAAGGCUUCCCCAACAAUGGCCGCAGCAGCCAACCCCCAACACCGGUCCCACAGGGCAAACCAGGGCCUCAGUCAUCCCCUCUCCAUCAGCAGCAGUCGCCCCUGCCCAAUAUGCCACCCCAACCGCAGCCUCAGCAACAGCCCCCACAGCAGCAGCCACAGCAGCCGCUGCUGGCAGCCCUGAAGGUGGCCAGGCAAAUUGAGAUGGUAGCCAAGGCCAAGCAGCAGCAGCAGCAACAGCAGCAACAAAAUUAUGCCAUGAAUGGAGUGCCCAUUAACCAUCCCCGAAUGGUGGGGCCCAUGCCAGGCCAGAUGCAAAUGAUGCAGGGGCCACGGGGCCCCCAAGUGAUGCAACCCAUGCAGCAGGGUCAGUGGGGUCCAGGGAUGCAGAAUCCCAUGCAGAACCCUCAGGGCCCACAGCCGCAGGUGCCACCCCCGCAGGGCCCCAUGGCCCCUCAGCAGGCUCAGGGAACUCCCAUGGCCCAGCCGGGCCAGCUCAUGCCGAGGCCCAUGAUGCCCCAGCAACAGGGCCUCCCUAUGACGGGCGUCAUGCCUCCCCAGGGCCCCCCACAGCAGGGUGUGACACCCCAGCAGCAGGGCAUGCCCCGGAUGCCUGGCAACAUUGCUCCCAGUGCCGUGCAGGACCUACUCCGCACACUUAAAUCUCCAAGCUCCCCCCAGCAGCAACAGCAGGUCCUCAACAUUCUCAAGUCCAACCCCCACCUCAUGGCUGCCUUCAUUAAACAGAGGACAGCCAAGUACCAGGCCAACCAGCCGCAGCAGCAGCAAGCCCCGCAGCAGCAGAACCCUCAGGCCAUGCUGGGCGCUCAGGCAGGAAUGCAGGCCAUGGCAGCCAUGCAGGCAGGUCAGGUGCAGAGGCCGGGCAUGCCGCCUCAACAACAGCCUCCUCAGCAGCCUCCUCAGCAAGCAGGGCCCCAGGGCAUGGCCCCUAUGGGCCCCCAGGGACAGAUGAUGGCCGCCGCUCACAACGGCAACCCCCAACUCUACCGCAGGCAGUUGCUCCGGAUGCAGCAGAUGCAGCAGCAGCAGGCGCAGCAGCAGGGGGGUAUGCCUCAGGGCCACGGGCAGUUUCCCCAGCAGCAGCAGGGGCCAGCUAGCUACUCCCAGCUCCGAAUGCAGCAGCAAAUGGCUAUGCAAGGAGGUGGGGGGCCUAUGGGCCAACUCCCUCCCAUGUCCCAAAUGGGCCAACCUGGCAUGGGCAUGGAUGGACCCCAGAACCUCCUCCAACAGCGCAUGCUUCAGCAGCAGCAGCAGCAACAGCAGCAGAUGUUGAAGCAGCAGAUGGGUUCUCCAGCCCAGGCCAACUCAAUGAGCCCACAACCCCACAUGCUCCAAGGUCAGCCCCAGGGAGGAGCUCACUUACCUGGCCAGGCUAUGGGUAAUGCCCUGGGAAACCAAGUACGCUCCCCAGCCCCUGUGCAAUCUCCCUGUCCGCCUUCGCAGCAGCCCCCUCAUUCCAGUCCUUCCCCACGGAUACAGCCCCAGCCGUCUCCCCAGCAUGGAGCCCUCCACUCCAGCUCCCCACACCCCAGCCUGGGAGGUCCCAUGCCAGGCUCCAUGGAGCAGGGACACAUGGGUACGCCGGAGCAGAGUGCCAUGCUCCCGCAGCUGAACACACCAAACCGAGGGGGCUUAAGCAAUGACAUGAGCAUGGUGGGUGACACCACGGGAGACACGUUAGAGAAGUUUGUUGAAGGAUUGUAGCAUUUCAUGAUAGAAAAGAAAGACCUUGUUCUGUGUUUUCAGCUGAGACAUUUUUGUACUUACUGAUGUAAAAAAUUAAAAGAAAUACAAAGAAAUGAGUCAUAUGAAAAUAGGCCUACGGACUGAACGUUUCCUUAAACCAAGGGACUGCUUUUUCUUCCAACACAUGGAGGAAUUUGAAUAAUUGCUGUUUAAAAAAAAAAAAAAAAGAAAGAAAAAAAAAAGACAAAUAAGACACAAAGAAUAUAUUUUUGGUUCAGACCAGCCAUGAAAGAAUUUUGUCCUGGUCUUUGUGUUGUUUAAAUUUGUUUUUCAUUUGUUAUGCUCUGGUAUUCACUUUUUUAAUGAAACUUCUCAAAACAAAAAAUAUUUCAUUUUAUUAUUAAUUUUUUUUUUUUUUUAUUUUGUACCGUUGCAAAAUUAAUAUUGUUUUUUGUGUUGAGAAGACUGUAAAAUAAUUUGUCUGGGAAUUUUUUUGCCAGGUUUCAUCUCUUGCUCUGUUUCGCUGUUCCUGGCUAAUUUAUUCUAAUAUACCAUUUUUCAGAAGGACAUGCCUUUGAGAAAGACUACAUUUCUUUCCUGUUUGCAGAGUCUAUGGGAGAUUAACAUAUUUGUAUAGAACUAGGAGUUAUUGCACACACCCAAACACAACAUGCAGGUGUGGAGGAACCUGCACUGAUGCUUGUCCAUUCACAGGUGCCGGAAUGUUCAUUUUACUGGCUUUGGACCAGUGUUUGUCUUGCAGAUGUUUAAAAAAAAAAUGCUUUGUUUCUCCUUCAUUCUAAAGAAAUUCUCAUGAAAUCCUGAACCUCUUUUGCCUGUGGUGGGAAAUACUUGUUAGACUGCUGAUUUGUGUUUAGAGAGAGUUCUGUGCAUCCUUUUUUCUUGCAUUAAACUUGAAUUGAUGAGCUGUUCUCUAAGGUAAAUCAUGCAGCUAGACAGUACUGUAAAUAUGCAGAAAAUAAGAAUGAGAUCACUGUAAAAACUGGUUAAAAUGGCUCAUUUCGUACUUAUAUACCAUAUUGUUAAAUAAACCUGUGUGCCACAGA